AAAAGAAGCUAUACUGUAGUUGUCGAUAGCAGUGGUUUUGUGUGUUGUGGAGUCUACUCUAGCUGGAGCAAAAAGGUGCCUUUUUGGUUGGGCGUUGCAUAGCUUCAAUGGACGAUUUCAGUGCUUAUUACGCUCCGCCAAUCCACCACCCUUACUACCAGCCCCCUCCGCCUCCACCUCCGGGAACUUCCCCUGCCGUCCAGCCCCAAAUCGUCGCCUACGCUCCCCCAAUUUACCCACACUCGUCGCACGACCAGGUCCGCACGCUCUUCGUCGCCGGCCUCCCCGAUGACAUCAAGCCGCGCGAACUCUACAAUCUCUUCCGAGAAUGCCCCGGAUACCAGUCCUCUAAUCUCCGACCCCCUACCUCAUCUAAUAAUCAGCCUUUUGCUUUUGCAACAUUUGUGGAUCAACAAUCAGCAGUGAUGGCUUUGCAUGCAUUUAAUGGUAUGGUGUUUGACCUUGAAAAGGGUUCUACUCUGUAUAUUGAUCUAGCAAAAUCUAAUUCCCGGUCAAAACGCAUACGAGCAGAUGAUGAGAACCAAGGAUCAGAAAAGAGAUUGAAAGGAGCGGUGGCUAGUUCAAGGGGUGAUGAUCCUGCAGGUCUUGGCAGCAUUCACACACCUGGAAUGGGUAAUUCUGCUUACAACACGAUUGGUUAUACUUCCACACAAAGUCUGCGUAACGUUGAUGGUGGGUCCAUGAGUGGAGCUUCUUCGAAGUCGAGCAGCAGCCCAUGUCCAACGCUUUUUGUAGCUAAUCUAGGUCCACAUUGCACGGAGGAAGAGCUGACACAACUGUUUUCUAGAUGUCGUGGAUUUAUAAAACUGAAGAUGCAAAGUACAUAUGGAGCACCUGUUGCAUUUGUUGACUUUCAGGACACUGCUUCUUCAACCGAGGCUCUAAGUCAUCUACAAGGCACAGCUCUCUAUUCCUCAACGUCUGGCGAAGGGAUGCGGCUGGAAUAUGCAAAAUCUCGGAUGGGAAUGCGUAGUAAGAGGUCCACCAGGUGAAGGGAUGCAGUAAAAUCGUGUAAAAGCCUCACUGGGCAAACUACCCCAUCGAGCAUGAUGCUUCGUUGAACAAACCUUGUUGGGGGUAUCUAAUGUUGCCUACGUCGUUGGAUGUCUUUCUAGAGAUGCGUCGAAUUAAUGGAACUUGGGCGAAGAAAAAAAUGUGAUUGUGCCUUACUUUUCUUCAACAACUCUUUGACUUAUGCGGAGAGUUAACACAUUCUUACUAUGUAAAAAUUUCCAAGAUGCCUAUGAUUAUUAGAGAGGUCUUGUGUGUCAACAUAAUUGACCAUUAUAGUUCCAUCUGGGUUGAUUACCUACUUUUCACAUUGGAUUUGAGAAUAACAUUAUUGAUGAAGACAGUAGAAAUUGUUACAGUGCA
Molecule: messenger RNA, 1395 nt
Organism: Salvia hispanica
Lineage: Eukaryota; Viridiplantae; Streptophyta; Magnoliopsida; Lamiales; Lamiaceae
Product: RNA-binding (RRM/RBD/RNP motifs) family protein
Molecular function (GO): RNA binding
Source: RefSeq, a predicted model, not a curated record